UGGCUAUGUACUCCUGUGAAUGGUGGCCCCUAUGCUCAAACCCCGAGAGUGCAUAGGGUGGGGCCAGAAAAGAAAACAAGUACAAAGACGCAACAUCCCCUUGCGUUUGACGGCGCGGCUUUUACACAGGCAACAACUCGAGGUGCACGCUCCGAUUAUUCAGUAUGGCAACCUGCUACGGACGCGACGGCAGACCCGACCCCAAAUUCCUACCCUGCAACCAAACCGCCAUCCUCGAGCAGAAACACACAUCUUGUUGCAAGGAAGACGAGAGAUGCUUCACAAACGGGCUGUGUCGGCAUAAAGCCCUGGGAACGGACACGAAUUACUACUGGCUAGAGGCCUGCACAGAUCCCACAUUCAAAGACCCAGCGUGCCCACCAUGGGAUCCUUGUCGUCACGCGGACAAUCUGUAUUGGAAAUGUCUCGACUCAAAAGCAUGGUGCUGCAACAACGGAGGCCCAUCUGAAGUCCAAAUGAGAACUGGACACAUCAACACGACAUGCUGCAACAUGACCGAAUUCAUGUUUCAAGCUGCAGAUCCAGUUGUAUAUGCAACCGCUGUGCAGAUGAGACUUCCAAUAAGUACACUCCUAUCGAGCUCCGAGACCGCGUUAGAUCAGUCGUCGAUUUCAACAUCAACAUCAGCCCCCGCCACGAGUGUACAGCCGACAACUUCGACACCUUCCAUAACGACUCCGAUAAUUGAUGGAUCUUCUCAGCAAAAUUUAACCUCGUCUUCAUCAGGUUCUUCCAAUAAUAUUAAAGUUGGUGUUGGGGUAGGCGUUGGCCUCGGAGUUUGCGUUGUCGCCUUGUCUGCGGUUCUGUUUGUUAUGCUAAAGAGAAAGAGACCCCAAAGGAAUGAGUUGAAAGGUCACAAAAUCGCCGAGAUGCACUCGCAGAGUGCAAUGUAUGAGCUACAUGGUAACGAGGUCACCGCCGAAGUGAUGUCGGAGAAGACGAGAUACGAGAUGAGAGCUUGAAUGUGCGUACGCUGUUUGGACUUGCACUGAUACCGAUACAUCAAAUACUACCAGCAUGAGAGUGAGCGUACUACCGCUGGUUCUGUGCUGCCUC
Molecule: messenger RNA, 1077 nt
Organism: Paraphaeosphaeria sporulosa
Lineage: Eukaryota; Fungi; Ascomycota; Dothideomycetes; Pleosporales; Didymosphaeriaceae
Exons: 2
Coding region: 165-983 (272 amino acids)
Source: RefSeq, a predicted model, not a curated record